AACACAGACAGUGCACGAGUGAACUGGAAUAAGGAAUUUAUUCUGCACAACCGCACACCAGCACGCGCUUGCACCAGUUGCCGGAAUAUUUACAUCUGCAAGAAACUGAAAGGAUUCCGACACGAUGGACUCCGACACGAGCCGAGUGUCCAGUAGACCUUCCUCUCCUGAAGGCGAUGACCUCUUCCUGUCCGCCGUGAAGAAAUCUGUGGGUUUCUCUGGUGCCGUGUCUUCCACUCAGAGCGACUCUCCUCCGGAGUUAAGAGGCGCUGAACUGCUUGGCAUGUCCAGCUCCGAUGAGGAUGCAAUGGCUCUGAAGAUGCUCAGCAAAAAGGACCGCAAACUUCUCUCGGAAAACGAACUACAGAGCAUGCGCCUCAAGAUCAACAGCCGAGAGAGGAAGCGCAUGCACGACCUGAACAUCGCCAUGGACGGGCUCCGGGAGGUCAUGCCCUAUGCCCACGGGCCAUCCGUGCGCAAACUCUCCAAAAUAGCCACCCUGCUGCUCGCGCGCAACUACAUCCUCAUGCUGAGCAGCUCACUAGAGGAGAUGAAACGGCUCGUGAGCGAGAUCUACGGCGGCGGGAGCGGGACUCAUCAUGCCGCUUUCCACCCGUCCAGUUGUGGCACCCUAAUGCACGCGGCAGCUGCUCCGUUACCGGGCCACCCUGCUGCUGUCUCGCACCCCUCUCAUGCGGUGCAUCAUCCUCUGCUUCCGCCAGCAGUCUCCACUGCCGCUUCUCUAUCCGCUCCCGGUCUCUCGACUAUCAGGUCGCAUCACGGACUCCUCAAGGCACCGUCAGCCGGUGUUGGGCCACUCGGCACAAGUUUCCAGCACUGGGGCGCGGGGAUCCCGUGCCCGUGCAGCAUGUGCCAGGUGCCUCCACCCCACGUGUCAGCUAUGAGCACCGUCAGCAUGCCACGACUGACCAGUGACUCAAAAUAAAGCACUGAACUCUAAAAGAGAGUUUCAAAAACACUUUGAAAAGGAACCAUAAAUUUUACUGUUUUAUCCCGUGUUUAUCCUUUUAUGGCUGAACAAGGUGAACUGAAGGUGAAUGGGUCAAAGCCACUAACAUAGAAUUUUCUAACAUAUUAGAGGAAUUAGGGUUUAUCCAUGUUCAUUUUUGUGUAUGAAGUUUAUGAAAAUGCAUGGUAUACCUUAUCUUUGCCUUUCAAGACUUGGACAAGUGUAAUGUGAAAUAAGACAUGUAAAACAAUGUACAUGUUUUAGACAUGUAAUUAUGUCUAAAAUAAAUCCGACCAAUUCCUACUAUACAAUUAAGAGGGCUAAAUCAUUUAUUGGACCAUUUCUGUUAAAUGAAAUUAUACAUUUGAAAAGGCCCUGUGACUUUGGGAACACUUUAUAUUAUACUGAGUAAAUAUGUAGAUACCAUUUGUACAGUUUGAGAGAUUUUAUAUUAUCUUCCCUAGCUUAUGUCUGUGGUUAGAACACGAGCUGUCUGUAACGGGAAUCAAAAUACACCCAUUUAUUCCUGUACUCUCUCUUUCUCUCUUUUGCUCUCUCUCUUCAGUCUGACUUUCAUUCUUCCUUAUUUUUAUUUUUUCUUUCUGCACAAGCCUGUCCGUCAUUACCGAUGCGAAGAAUGAUAAACUUGUAUUUUUUUAUAACAAAGCGCAAAAUGAUAUUUAUUUACUUAUUUUGAUGGUAUUUUCAAAUUGUGCGGUGAAUGUUUGAGUCCUAACUGUAAAAUAAAAGUUUAAAGUGAUACAUGAUUAUUUGUUUGUGCUUGUUUAAUUCAUCAGAAUCGUUUUUCUUUUUCUCAAAGGGUAGAAACAGCCCUUAAAACAUGACAGGAGAUGGCAAAAAGGAAAAACAAACAAAAAAUAAGGUCUCAUUGGAUAAAUAAAUAAAUAAUUCUACGAUCAAAAACUGAUAGGCUAUACAUCGAA
Myxocyprinus asiaticus (Chinese sucker) is the source of this 1914-nucleotide messenger RNA. RefSeq names its product oligodendrocyte transcription factor 2-like. Gene Ontology annotation, biological process: myelination; oligodendrocyte differentiation; regulation of DNA-templated transcription. NCBI's taxonomy places the organism in Eukaryota, Metazoa, Chordata, Actinopteri, Cypriniformes, Catostomidae. The coding region runs from base 125 to 946 and encodes 273 amino acids. The transcript is spliced from 2 exons. The record is from RefSeq and is a predicted model, not a curated record. Gene Ontology annotation, molecular function: DNA-binding transcription factor activity; protein dimerization activity.